This is a messenger RNA of Sorex fumeus (smoky shrew), 1287 nucleotides long. It is a transcript of the gene KRT82, whose product is annotated as keratin 82. Lineage: Eukaryota; Metazoa; Chordata; Mammalia; Eulipotyphla; Soricidae. Bases 1 to 1287 code for a protein of 428 amino acids. The transcript has 7 exons. The record is from RefSeq and is a predicted model, not a curated record. Gene Ontology annotation, cellular component: keratin filament. Gene Ontology annotation, biological process: intermediate filament organization; keratinization. Gene Ontology annotation, molecular function: structural constituent of skin epidermis.
AUGUCAAGCCACUCGUUCCAGCAGGGCCCCCGGUGUGGCGGUCGGAGCUUCAGCUCCUGCUCGGCAGUGCUCCCCCGGACGGUCACCUACACGGCAGUGAGCAAAAGCUCCUGCCGGGCAGGCGGUGGCGGAGGGCUCCGUGCCCUGGGCUGCCUGGGCUCCCGGAGCCUGUGCAAUGUGGGCUAUGGGAGACCUCGCGUGGCCUCCCGCUGUGGCCUGCCUGGCUUCGGGUACCGGGUGGGCGCCGCCUGCGGGCCUUCCCCCUGCAUCACCCCCGUCACCAUCAAUGAGAGCCUGCUGGUGCCUCUCGACUUGGAGAUUGACCCCACCGUGCAGAGGGUGAAGAGAGAUGAGAAGGAGCAGAUCAAGAGUCUCAACAACCGUUUCGUGUCCUUCAUCAAUAAGGUCCGGUUCCUGGAGCAGAAGAACAAGCUGCUGGAGACCAAGUGGAACUUCAUGCAGCAGCAGAGGUGCUGCCAGAGCAACAUGGAGCCCCUCUUUGAGACGUACAUCUGUGCGCUGCGCCGGCAGCUGGAGUGCGUGGCCGGGGACCGCACCAAGCUGGAGGCCGAGCUCUGCAGCCUGCAGAAUGCGCUGGAGGGCUACAAGAAGAAAUACGAAGAGGAGCUCUCCCUGCGGCCCUCCGCUGAGAAUGAGUUUGUGGCACUAAAGAAGGACGUGGACACGGCCUUCCUGAUGAAGGCCGACCUGGAGACCAACGUGGAGGCUCUGGUCCAGGAGAUCGACUUCUUGAAGGGCCUGUAUGAAGAGGAGAUCUGCCUGCUCCAGUCUCAGAUCUCAGAGACCUCGGUCAUUGUCAAGAUGGACAACAGCCGGGAGCUGGACGUGGAUGGCAUCAUAGCCGAGAUCAAGGCCCAGUAUGACGAAAUCGCCAGCCGCAGCAAAGCGGAAGCAGAAGCCUGGUACCAGUGCCGGUACGAGGAGCUGAGGAUGACGGCCGGAAACCACUGUGACAACCUCCGCAACCGCAAGAACGAGAUCCUGGAAAUGAACAAACUGAUCCAGCGACUGCAGCAGGAUAUUGAGAAUGUCAAGGCCCAGCGCUGCAAACUGGAGGCCGCCGUGGCCGAGGCGGAGCAGCAGGGCGAGGCGGCCCUCUCCGACGCCAAGUGCAAGCUGGCCGGCCUGGAGGAGGCCCUGCAGAAGGCCAAGCAGGACAUGGCGUGCCUGCUCAAGGAGUACCAGGAGGUGAUGAACUCCAAACUGGGCCUGGACAUCGAGAUCGCCACCUACCGGCGCCUGCUGGAGGGCGAGGAGCACAGGUGA